Molecule: messenger RNA, 3815 nt
Organism: Cephus cinctus (wheat stem sawfly)
Lineage: Eukaryota; Metazoa; Arthropoda; Insecta; Hymenoptera; Cephidae
Gene: mlt
Product: tubulin-specific chaperone cofactor E-like protein
Exons: 7
Coding region: 621-2195 (524 amino acids)
Biological process (GO): protein folding
Molecular function (GO): alpha-tubulin binding
Source: RefSeq, a predicted model, not a curated record
CAGGUUUCUUGCGUUCCCAGUCCCUCUCCUACCUCUGUGGCUCAGCUGUUUCUGUUUACAGAACAAAGGAGUUAGUUCUACGGUGGACGGCGACGAGAACGUUCGUACGAUCGUUUUCAGUCUCGGCAGGGCCGUGAGGCCAAUUUUUUUUUUCGAUUUAGAAAAACUCCAAGUACUUCGUUAACGCACGUUCGUGACGCGUAUCGUGUUUGCACUGUUUUGUUUGCAUCUGUUUGCAUCACUGGGUACGUGGUCAGGAUUGUGCGCUGACAGGCUUCAUUAUCAAGCGGAUCUUUUCUGUUGUCGUUGUUCUUGAAAGAGGGAACUGGAGGACAAGGAUUGCGCCGUUGGAAAGAGGACAGAAAUACAACCUUCUACAUGUUGGCAACGAGCUCUCAUGCAAAUUCUUUGUGACUUUUAUUACUGCAAUUGUCAUUUGCUCUCAUAAUAGUUGUUUUUCCUAUGACACGACAUGAAAUUAGCUCUGGACGUUUGUGAAUGUGAUCGUACGAUUGCUUUUACCUUGCUGACACGCAUUUCCGCCUCUAUGGAAUCUACAUUUCUAGUAGUUAAAAAUCGUUGACGCUGCACGAGAGUUAUUUCGAAGGGCGUCUAGGACGAUGACCCAUGAUUGGCGAACCUUUCUACUAUACCCAGACAAGAAUGAUCUAAAGAUGCCAUCCUUACUUGAAGCCCUGGAGCUGAAGUACGGGAGUUCAACGACAGAAUGCUCGUUGACCGACGAAGAAACGGCACUCUCGGUGAGCAUCUUCGUCCCGAAGAAAUCACCACGUCAUACCGUCCCAGCCCUUCUGGUCCUGCAGGAUUGCGACAUAGAGUCGGCUGGUAAUGACGAUGAGAAGCUCAAGGAUAAGUGCAAGAACGUGGAGGAACUCGAUCUCGCCCAGAAUAAGCUUUCUCAGUGGAACGAGGUCUUUGGGAUUUUACAGUAUAUGCCGAAGAUAAAGUUCGUUAAUUUGAGCUUCAACAGCCUCACGGAAAUACUGGAGGUCAAGCAUGGCAGCUAUGAUUUACUGAGGAACUUGGUACUCAAUGGCACACGUGUCUCAUGGUCGACGGUACAGGGUCUUAUUAGACUCUUGCAGAAUCUUGAGGAACUUCAUCUGUCUUUGAACGAGUACAAGACUGUUGAUCUUGAGUAUCAGAAGGAAGAGAACAGGAAUGCAUCCAUUAAGAAAUUACACUUCACGGGUAAUCCUAUCGAGAUCUGGAAUGAAAUAUCAAAAUUGGGAUACGUCUUUCCAAAUCUUGAGAGUCUGGUACUAGCUGAGUGUCCUAUAAGGUCCUUGACGCUUGAAGAGAAUCGCAAUGUAGCAAGUAAUGGGGUCAGUGGCGUUAAUGGGGAGGAGAAGCCAGUUUUAAAGUCUGAAGAUAAUGAAAAUAUGAAUCUGCCGGAACCUGAGUCCUCCGAGAAGUGUCCUGAGAACAGGAUAUUCUCAGAGGAGGUGGCUUACAACAGGACUGAAUCUGAAUGCGAGUCAAGCAGUACGAAAAUUAGAUCUCCUCAUGAUCCUUUCAGAAUGCUUAGAUUUCUUAAUGUCAAUGGGACUUUGCUGUCAACUUGGGACGAUGUCGAGAGACUGGCUAGAUUUCCUGCAAUGAAGUCACUCAGGAUGCAAGGGUGUCCUCUAUUCGAGAGUCCCAGCGAAUACACGGAACACGAGAGGCGGCAGCUUCUGAUAGCCAGGCUACCGAACGUCGAGACUCUCAAUGGCGGUGGUGUUAUUUCAUCUCAAGAACGUGAAGAUGCUGAGAGAGCCUUCAUAAGAUAUUACAUGGACAAACCGGAAGCGGAUAGGCCGGAAAGGUAUGCUGAGCUCGUUGGAAUUCACGGGAAAUUGGAUCCCUUGGUCCACGUUGAUCUAACCCCAGAGAAGAGAGUCAAAGUAACAUUUACUUAUGGAGAUCUUGUCGAGGUACGAUCCGUUGAUGUGUAUCGCACAGUAUUCGAACUGAAAAGAAAACUGGAGUCCAUGGUCAAAAUACCAGCAAACAGAAUGAGACUCUUCUACGUAGAUCAGGAUCUGAAGUCUGUGCACGCCUGCGAGGAAAUGCUCUACCCAAAUAAACAGCUGUAUCGUUACAACAUAAGAACGGGUGGGGAGAUAAUAAUCGAUAGUAAAUUAAAUCGAUUCGUAUCAACAUCCUCGAGUACAUCUUCGAUUCAAUCUUGAAGAGAAUCUAUGAAAGGAUCAACGAUAUUGAAGUUAACCGAUGAUUGGACAUCAACGAAGACACAGAUCAGACAUCACCCCCUGAUCCAGCUUCGAUAACGAUCCAAGAAUCGUUUCCUUAAGUGAUCAGAUUUCAGUGUAAACCAUUCGAUCGCAACAUGAAGGUUUUGAUAUGUUCGUUCAUAAGUAUUGAUUUGGUAUCUGUAUUUAUCGGUUCCUCAGGGCUGACAAUAGGUGAAAGUUUCGUUCGCUCUUUGCGGUUUGCAGAGUAAAUGAUUCAGGUUGUGUGAAUCGAUAUGCCUACGAAGAGAGAGAAGGAUAAGGUCUAAAGAUUCUGACAGUAUCCAAUGCCAAUUUUUAUUUUCCCUCUGUAUUCAAGGUCAUUUUCGACAUAUCCUGGUGCGUGCCCGAUAAAAUUGGCCCCAAGCUCGUUACAUUCGCAGCCGUAAAAUCGUGACCAAGUCCAGAUAAGUUGUUACACGCGAAUGAGUAACUGGGAACGGCACGCAAAAUUCAAUUUCGAUAAUUACCUUGAAAAGGAAGAUAGGGAAAUCCUUUAAUAAAUGCGGUAGUGGAUUACGUUUUAUGUGUUGUUAUCUUGGAUCAAGGCUUUUCUUCUUGUUAACUUCCUCAUGCAUUUUUCAGUCGGUAUUCAGAUAUACUGUAAUAAUAUUAGAAAAAGAAACAUACCGGUAUAUCGUAUCGCCUGUGAUACACGUUGUCCAAUUGUCUGAUGUAAAUACACGUGAUACUCAUUAAAAGAAAUAACAAUUAAAUGGGAUUUGCAUCCUAUUGUAAUGAGGAUGGAUCUAUCGAUGAUAUAAUAGAGGAUCUGCGCUGGUUUGGCACAAUGCGAUUCCAAGGAAUUGCAAGUGUAAUACGUUAAUACUGUUACGAGGAAAAGAUGAAGAUGAGAAUAUUUUUGUAAAUUAUAACCAACGAUUGUAACUUAAAUUGAUGGCGAAUUGAUCAAAAUUAUUAUUGCGAGUAGAUACGAUGUGAUUUACUAUAUUGGAUAAAGUAAUCGGUAGAGAUGAUUAUUUAUAAUUUCAAGUGAAAUGUAUGUCUUUCUCUUGUGCUCGGAAGAAAAGUGAUACUACCCUAGCAAUUCGUCCAGAGUCGAUGGGAAACGAAGAGCGGCAGAAAAAGAAGUGACAGUUAUUCGUGUUAUCAUCUUUUGAAAAUGAAGAUUGAAAUAGAUUGAUAAGAAGAAACCUUGAAGAGUCACUUAGUGCCUGCUUUAGCGUAACUUGAAUACUUCUAACACUGCCCUGUAAAUAUAUUAUUCGGCUUGGCAAGGCCCUGUACAUAACGCGUUCGGUUCUUCAGAUACGGAAGUGAGGUCACGAAUUACGACCUCGAUACCGGAAGCUGCAAAGACAGAAAAUGUUUUUGGAUUUCGAUGUUGGACUCGUCUCGCGAAUCAGACGAAUUGAAGCAUUAAGAGUAUACAUCUAUAAUAUCGGCACUGAGAUUCUUUGUGAUGUGUCUAGUCUCAAAAUGCAAAAUAGAAAAAGCAAAAAAAGAAAAAUUCAUCUCAUUUUAUAUAAUACAAUCUUUUUUUUUUGUGCAGGCGCAAAUGUACGUUCUAACAAAAUAAAUCAUUUAUAUACACGAAAA